Messenger RNA from Macrobrachium nipponense, 564 nucleotides. RefSeq lists its product as uncharacterized. The transcript has 3 exons. The coding region runs from base 142 to 549 and encodes 135 amino acids. Gene Ontology annotation, molecular function: protein binding. The record is from RefSeq and is a predicted model, not a curated record. NCBI's taxonomy places the organism in Eukaryota, Metazoa, Arthropoda, Malacostraca, Decapoda, Palaemonidae.
GUUGGCCUGGUUUCCCACAUAACGAGAUCGGAAGAAGAACGUAUUGUUUACAAUAGGACUCAGUUUUUACGAUGACUCAAUUGUUUUGUCCUUUUCCCCGUUAUUGAUAAUAUGGGUUAAAUUAUAUUUUAAUUGAACAGCAUGUGUAACUCCCCAGAGCCAAGGGGUGAUGUAGGGAGAAUCCAGAUGCAGCUACCUUUGGAAAUAUGGGAGGUCAUUCUCAAAUACCUUCCAUUCUUGGACCUCAUGAAGGCUUCUUCGGUUUGCUAUCAGUGGAGACAGUUAGCCAGAAGAAUCAGUCAUGAGAGGUGUCUCAAUCUACCAACACGUCUUCUUUUAGAACUGAUUCAUGAGUACAAUGUCACCAGCAGCUAUGUACCAACACCUACACGUACACCUACACCAACACCAUCAUCAUCUCCUGUUCUCACACCUCUUAAAGAGAAUGUUGUCCCUGGUUAUCAGUGGGGGUCCUGUUCCGACGGUUUGAUGAUGAGUGAAAAUCAGCGCUUAUUGGCGCCUCUGUUAGGUAUGUAUCAGUACCAAUAAUAUAUUUUCAGUGCU